AAUCUUAUACGUGAGGAACCUUAUGCUGCACACAACAGAAGAAACCAUCGCCAAAGAGUUCAACAAGUUCAAGGAAGGAAGCGUGGAGAGAGUGAAGAAACUCAGAGAUUUUGCCUUCAUCCAUUUCUUCUCCAGGGAAGAUGCCCUCAAUGCAAUGAAUGCUAUGGACGAUGCCCUUCUAGAUGGUGCUAAGAUCGAGGUUGUUCUCGCCAAGCCUGUUGACAAAGGCAAUUAUGUACGCUACACCCGAGGUUCAGGGCGGGGCUACGUCCAGCAGGGUCUCUAUGGUUACGACCAACAACAGACAAGCCCCUCCUACUACCCAGGUUACAGCAACCCUACCGGAAUGCCACCUAUGAUGGGUAUGGCUGGAAGGGGUGGCGGCGGUAUGAUGCAACGCUCACCGAUCCGAGGUGCCCCAAGAGGCCGUGGGGGCGGUAUGCGAGGUGCCGGUGGAACGAGAAGCUAUGGCAUGGGACGGGGCUACAACCGAUAUGACAGGAAGCCACAAGAGCCACGCCUGUUCGACCUCCUUCCCGGAAUGGAAUUGACCCCAACGAACCCCGUAACUCUUAAACCAGAGAAAAAUAACAUUCAGGUCUUGGAGGAGUUGUGCAAUAAGAAUCAGUGGGGACCACCAAACUUCACCCUCCUCUCGCAUCGUACAAACAGUGACGUCCAGCUCUUCAUCUAUAAGGUGACAGUUCCUGGUCUAAUGGCCAACUAUCCCGAUGGUCUCACACCCCAGAAACUUUGCCAGACCCCGGACCAGGCCAAGAACUUUGCUGCGGAGUGCCUGUUGGCUUCCCUGGGGGUUCCUGUCGAUGGUGGUGAUGCCCACACAGCCACAUCCCCUCACCCCUACCAAUCAGGAUCAGGCUACCACCAACAGGGAGGCUACGGGGGUGAUGUCUACCACCCGGUCUACCAAGGUUGAGUGAGGGACGUAACCAAGCUGCAUAAUCAUGGCCAUCCUCAUACUCGCCCCUUCAUCGAUCUUAAAAUCAGUUUUCUAGAAAAUCAAUUUUAAGGCCACAUUUUCCAAGGCCUUAUAUUGGAUAACAGUAAAAUCAAUUUUAAGCUAUAACUAAUUUGGUGUUAAAAUUGAUGAUGAAAUUGAUUUUAAGAUUAGUGAAACGGACCCUUGGAUGUACUACUACGCACCUGACUACCGUAUUUCUUUUUCCAAUAUUUCUCUGAUGGACUUAUGUUCAUGAUUUCUCUUAUUAAACGUUCCUUCAUUGUUAUGUGUGUUGUGAAAUCUUACAUAGAUAAAUGAAUGUAUUUCAGGAUUUUUUUGUGUGUUGAAAUAGAUAUAGAGUUUAUGAUUCAUAUAUAAAAAAAUUGAGUUUUAGCUAUUCCAUGAUUUCUUUUUGUUUUAGAUCAUAGAGUUAUGAUUUUCAUCAGUUUCAUCAGUCUAUUUUGAAGAUUCAUAAAAAAAAAAUAUUGAAAGUUUCAUUCACAUCAGGGCCUGUAAAACCUGUAUGGAUUCGCAAUUGGUCAUAUGAUAACUUUUAACGAUUGCUUGUGCAUCAUUGGAUAUGCAAUCAGUAUUAAAAAUUGGUCACAUGAUCAUUCAUUUUGGUAUGUGAAAUGGGCUCUUGAAUGGUCAUCACAAACAAAGACCUUAAAACAUGCUCAUUGUGACAAGGGGUGACAACUACAGAAGGUGCUUUAUUUUAACACAUCCAGCAUUGGGGUACUUCUGAUCUUUUGGUGUUGAAUUGGUGUUAUGGGCUGAUUUUGACAUCACCACAGCACCAGACUUAGAAUAAAUGGGUGUUGGAGCUAGUGAAGGCAAUCAGAAUUCUGCAUUCGACACCAUCACAAACACUAACACUGAACUGCCAGAUUAUGGUGGGUGUUGGAGCUAGUGAAUAUAAUUUGAACUGUGCAUCAGACACCAACACUGAACUCACCUGUAAGUGUUUGAGUUGACAAAGGUUAUCUGAAUUGUGCAUCCAACACCAGCACAUAAGCACUAACACUAAACUGCCAAAUAGGCCUACUGCCAAAGCAUGUUAGGUGUUUGAGCUAGUGAUUGCAAUCUGAAUGGUGCAUUCAACACCAACACUGAACUCAUGUUUGGUGUUAGCAUUAGUGAAGGCAAUCUAAAUUGUACAUCUGACACCAGACAUUAAAUCACCCAUCGUAUUGAGAAAUACUUCAAAGUAUAUAGGGGGUCUAGGUGCUACUAAUUUCUAGAAAACUUUUCUUCCCCCAAAAAAACUUUUUAAACUCACUUCAACUGCCUCUGAAAGCAAAUGAGGUCAGACAUUGUACUCUUAAAAAAAAAAAUGUGUGAAUAUCCUUCCUUUCAAAAGAAUACUCUGUUGUUGUGCUGAUACUGACAAUAUGACGGUUGAAUUUAUUUUCUGUUUUUGUUUGAUAUGUGCCAAAGGUGUGAGGGUUAAGUACAAGAUGUAAUAUAUACCGUCUUUCCUUGUCGUCUUUCAAAAUAUUAGAGGAAUUUGUGUCUUUCAUACCAAGCGACGGAUUAUCUGUUGUGAUACAGUAUCAAUAUUGUCUUGUCCGAGCGGGCAUUUUAGGGGAUUCCCCUUUCCCCUGAAAUAAAAUAUCCCAUUUUCAGACAGUGUAUAGAAAUGUAUUACAGAGGUGAUAGACCAAUUUGGUUUAGUAUCACUUUCAGCCAUGAAAGCACAAUAAAACCAUUAUUUUUCUGUCAGAUAAAUUGGUAGGAAGAUAAGCACAACCGGAUAGAAGCAUUUAUUUUAUUCCACAAAAGUGAAUACGUGUGUGACCUUGUGUCUUUUUCCAGUAGCAUGACUGUUUUUUACCCCAAAGCACAGUCUUUUCCCCUUAGGGAAGUUUUGUUCACCCUUUGAGCAUUUUUUUCCCCCUAGAACAUUAUCUUUUCACAAGGGAAGACGAUAUGCUUUUUACAUUAUUGUCUUCCGACCAAGCAAGUUUUAUAUUGCCCAGCACAAAAGUCUACUUUUACCACAUAAGCACAACACACCCCUAAGAAGCACUUUUUGUCACAAUGCAUGCACUAGCUUUUAGAUACUACAUGUACAUGUAAUUUUUAUCUAAAAAAAAAAUUCCUAAUGGUUUUCAGAUGGAUUUUUAUUUUUCCCUGACUAGCACAUAUUUACUGAAACCCAGUCCAUUAAAUUGUAUGUCUUCAAUCUGUUGAAAAGGACAGAGUAGGAUGCUUUUUUUUAUUAAAAUAAUAAUUACAUAUUGUUUAACCAUUACAGAUUAGAAGAUCUUUAUUCAUUCAUUGCUAUUCAUAAAGAUCUUAACCUUUUAUUCAUUAAGAACCUCAAAACAUACUCAAAAUUUACGUUUGUCAUUUAAUGUAUUUGUGAUCAUGAAAUAUUCAGAGAAAGCAUUCAUUUUCCUUUUGCUUAUUUCAUUGAAAUUCAUCAAGCAUAAAAACUGCAAGAAAAAAAUGAACAAAAACAUGAAAAUAUAUUAUGAUUAUGUUCAAAUAAGUUGCAUAUUAUAAAACAAGCAUGCUGAUCAGUAACUUGGAAAAAAGAGAAAUUUCUUUUGAAAGUAAAUGUAUAAAAAAGAACUUAUUUUUGGUGUUAUUUAAAAUGAUAAUCUAUACAUCAUUUGAUUACCCCUAUUUUUAACUAUUUAAUAAAAACCAAUUGAAAAACCAAUCAAAACUGCUUUUCCAAAAUAAGAAAAUGCAAGCAUCGAUCAUUUUAGGACAUUUGUUCCCAUUUUAAUCACCUACUGUAUAGUUAGUGUUAACUAUUUUAAACAAAACGACAUCAUCAACAGACUUCUUGUGAUUUCAAUUAAGAAAAAGCAUUGUCAAAUAUUCAUAUUUUAACUUCAAAUUUUGCCUCUAAUGUUCAUAUCAUGUAGAUAGAGUUUGAUGUAGUUUUUAAUGUACUUUUAAGAACCAUUGUAUCAUUCCGCAAAAUUGUUGCUUGUAUUCUACUUUUUAAUCGUUGUUCACGUUGUUGACCGAAGUGAGCAUCUUAGAUUUUAAAGAAAAUUCAUUGAUGUACUUUAUCACUAUCAUUGCUGUACUGUUAACCUGUUUCUUGUGUAUAUUUCAUGAAUUUUGAGAAAAUCUUUGACAACAUAGAUUUUGUGUGUUUUAAGAGGGGAAAGAAGAGGAUUUCCAGCCAAUGCUACAAUGAAAUGAUUCAAGAUCCAGCUACUAAUAGGUAAUUAUCCACGAGAGAAACUCCAUAAUGGACGAAAAUUCAAUUUUUUUUCAAGUUUUCUUGUCGUUACUCUUGCCUUCUGUUAAAAAAAACAACACAAGUAAUCGGACAGAAUUAGGGAUGAAAUUUAAAAAAAUCAACUUUAUUUAAAGUUAAAGAUAUUGGUAUGAAAUUUCACAUCAGUGAUAGCCUAUGGCAGAAUCUAUUUAUUGAUGUUAUGCAGUGCCUUUAAUAAUGAUUAACUAUUUGUGCCAUAAGAAAAAGACUCAUUUAUACUGCCUUAUUAAAUCAAUUAGGAAAAAAAUAAACAUAAUACAGUUGUUGAAGAAGACCAACAUUUUACCUACUUCAGUCUCUUUUGACAAAAAAAUAUUGGACAUUCAUGGAUUUGGCAUUUUCUCUACCAAACAGUAGUAAUAUUUCUGUGUCUAUUUGAGUUUUCACUGCAUUUGCCAAAAAUAUAUGUACACUGUGUGUGGUAUUUUUUUUAAACAGUAGUACAGUACUUGACACAUGUGUUCUCUUUCAAACUAGGGAGUACUAAGCAUUACAUUAUGACCUUUUGUAUUCACAUUUUGUUAUGUAUUCAGGGGGCCGUUUCAUAAAGCUGUUCGUAAGUUAAGAGCGACUGGUGAUCCUUUCUUAGGUGCAAAACCAUCGCUAAUAAAUAUAGCAUUUGCCAUAAGGAUCACCAGUCGUUUUUAAAGUCGCUCUUAACUUACGAACAGAUUUUUUAAACACCCACCUGGUUUGACCUUUGAACUGCCAUUUCAUUUUGACCUUUCAACUCCUGUACAUCUGUUCUCGAAAGAGAGUUGGCGCUUUUCAACCAUUUGCUUAUUAACGCGUUCAAAGUACAGUUGGGAUGAAACAUUGUGUUUUACAAAGAAAUGGUCCCAGAAUUGUUUUUAGAGGAGUAUUAUUU
This is a messenger RNA of Lytechinus pictus (painted urchin), 5076 nucleotides long. RefSeq names its product APOBEC1 complementation factor-like. Gene Ontology annotation, molecular function: mRNA binding. The transcript is spliced from 7 exons. Lineage: Eukaryota; Metazoa; Echinodermata; Echinoidea; Temnopleuroida; Toxopneustidae. Bases 23 to 937 code for a protein of 304 amino acids. The record is from RefSeq and is a predicted model, not a curated record. Gene Ontology annotation, cellular component: nucleus.